Messenger RNA from Limulus polyphemus (Atlantic horseshoe crab), 1155 nucleotides. RefSeq lists its product as uncharacterized. Lineage: Eukaryota; Metazoa; Arthropoda; Merostomata; Xiphosura; Limulidae. The record is from RefSeq and is a predicted model, not a curated record. Bases 1 to 1155 code for a protein of 384 amino acids. The transcript has a single exon. Gene Ontology annotation, molecular function: protein dimerization activity.
AUGGAAGUCUUUUUGGGCACUUGCAACAUCCUGUACAACUUCAUACGUAAGCCAACUGUGUCUGUUCACUACACUGGGCAAGCACUGAAACAACUGUUGGAACAGCGGUGGACUGGUCACCUAGCUGCUGUAAAAGUCAUCACUGGAUCACAUAAAGCUAUCUUGACGAUUCUGUCGGACAUUGCCACAAAUGAGAAUAACACAUUCUUACCUGAAUUAGUGGUGGAGGCAAUCGAAUUGUUGAAGCUGAUAAAAAAUAAACCCUUUCUAAUCCAUGCUGUAGCUGUCAACAAAGCAUUGAGUAUACUAGCACCUGUCAACAUUCAUCUACAAUCAGUCAGAAUAAAUAUGAUGCAAACCUUGAUGCUAAUAUCAACUUCGCGAGCAUCCAUUGCUUUGUUGAGAACUGAUGAAAUAUUUACCACUUUGCUGGAUGAAGUUAAGCUGAUUCUGCAAAAUACUAUGGGUGAUGAUAACAGUGUAACAGUACAAGACCAUCAGCCUGCGGAAAAGAGAAGACUUCGUGAAAACUCUGGUUUCAAAGACAACAUUGUUGACCAUCUGCACAGAGAUAACACCAAUUUGUCAGAAAAUAAUAACCUUAAACGAUCGUGGUUCUGUCUAAUUGACAGAGUCCUGGUUGAGCUUGAUGAACGUUUCUCGAAGAAAAAUUCGCAUCUUAUUCGUGCCAUGGAGUCACUAGAUCCCGAAUCAAAACAUUUCUUUGACAAAGUCCGAAUGGGAUUUCUCGCAGACUUGAUCAGCCUUGAAAUGGACAGCUUUGUUUUGGCUCAAAUUGGUGUUGCCAAAAAAUACAUCAGUGAUCACUGGAGAAAAAACGACAAACAUAACCUGGUGUCUGUUUUGCAACAGCUCUUCCAUUUGAAAUGGAAGUGCUUUCCAGCCAUUAUAGAACUGUAUGAGGCAGCAUUAACAAUUGGAUCCUCAACUACGACACGUGAAAGAGUUUUUUCUGCUCUGACAAAUGUGCUUACGGACCUCCGUCAGUCGAUGUCUCAUGAAAGACUGGUGAACUUGAUCCUCGUCGGGUUUGAGAAGUGUAUCCUUGAUGAUAUAUGUCAGAGUGCUGAUGGGAAGCAUAAGAUAUUGAGAGACUUCAAUUCUAUUCAGAAUAGACGAUUACAGUUGUUUUAA